Molecule: messenger RNA, 324 nt
Organism: Naegleria fowleri
Lineage: Eukaryota; Heterolobosea; Eutetramitea; Acrasida; Naegleriidae
Exons: 1
Coding region: 1-324 (107 amino acids)
Source: RefSeq, a predicted model, not a curated record
AUGUUUUCAUCGCCUCCACCUGUGUUAUCCUAUCGACCCCAACAACCUCAGCAACAACCAUUUGGUCAAUCAUCUUUUUCACCUUAUUCUCAACAAACUUCGACAGCGCAACCUUACCAUAAUAAUUAUUACUACACCAAUAACAACAACAACACCACGCCCAAUCAAAAUCUUUUCCUAACAUCCAAUCAAAGUAGAACCAGUUUAAACUUACCAUCACACGUUGCCGAUGUUUCGUUCCAUCAUGGUUAUGAUACUGAACCGCUCAUGCAAACAUAUACACCUCACUCAUCAGCAAGGGGUUAUGUGCCACCUCAACUCUGA